Molecule: messenger RNA, 492 nt
Organism: Prunus persica (peach)
Lineage: Eukaryota; Viridiplantae; Streptophyta; Magnoliopsida; Rosales; Rosaceae
Exons: 1
Coding region: 1-492 (163 amino acids)
Source: RefSeq, a predicted model, not a curated record
AUGGUGAAGCACAUGCUUCUACUUUGUCCUUGGAUGAAGGCAGUUUGGUUCGACUGUCCCUUUGGGUACUCUCCUGACUUGGCUUCUAUUUCUACCCUGGACUCUUGGUUAAUUGGUUUUCUGAGCAGUACCUUUGUUGAUGGGGAUCAAAGAGAUUGGGGAGUCUCCCUUUUCAUGUUUUGCUCCUGGGAAAUUUGGAAGGCUCGUUGUAAGGCGUUAUUCAAGGAUCUUAGGCCCUCUCCCCAACUGGUUCUCUCCCAAGCCAUCAGCUGUUUGGAGGAGUUUUCUCGGGCCAAGGAUUUGGCAACUUGUGCCCCUCUUAUUAAUAGUGGUGCUCCUACUCGAUUGUACUGGUCCUCUCCACCGCUCCCUUUUGUCAAAAUCAAUAUUGAUGGUGCUUGGGAGGCCCAAUGGGUGGUUAUCCGGGAUCAUACUGGCUCUCUCGUUGGUGCCACUGCGCAAUACUGUUAUCUCUCGUCUGCGGCGGAGUGA